Molecule: messenger RNA, 3989 nt
Organism: Diorhabda carinulata
Lineage: Eukaryota; Metazoa; Arthropoda; Insecta; Coleoptera; Chrysomelidae
Gene: lin-28
Product: protein lin-28 homolog
Exons: 4
Coding region: 152-739 (195 amino acids)
Molecular function (GO): nucleic acid binding; zinc ion binding
Source: RefSeq, a predicted model, not a curated record
GUAGUACGGAUCUAGAAGCCCAUGAGAAAGGGUAUAUCGUUCAUUUUCCAAUAAUGGUUUAGUUGCUGUAAGACGCGUUGUUUGUUUUCGUUUGUUUUUAUUUUUGUUUUUUAUAUUUGCUGAUUUUGUUUGAUUGUUUUGUGUUGUAUCUAUGGAGGGAGAUCUGGAAAAUGGGAAAAGUUCUGAAGGCGGAAGCGCCAGUCAAGUGGGAUCCGAAGCUAGCUUCGGAUUAAGAAGAGGUAAAUGCAAAUGGUUCAAUGUAGCAAAAGGUUGGGGAUUCAUCACGCCAGAUGACGGCGGCCAAGACGUUUUCGUACAUCAAAGCGUGAUCCAGAUGAGCGGUUUCCGCUCCCUGGGAGACGAAGAAGAAGUAGAAUUCGAAUGUCAAAUAACAGACAAAGGAUUAGAAGCUACUAGAGUGACAGGACCACAAAACGGAGAUUGUCGAGGAUCCCACAGACGACCGGUAUCGAAGAAACGUUUUAGAAAAAUAAGAUGUUACAAUUGCGGCGAAUUCGCUAAUCACAUAGCCUCAAAAUGUCAACUUGGACCGCAACCUAAACGUUGCCAUAAUUGCAAAAGUGAAGAUCAUCUAAUCGCCGAUUGUCCCACGAAGGCGGAACGUCCGCCCAAAUCCGGAGGCGGCACGGAUGGCGAUACAUCGGGAGGUGAACGUAACGGAUCUACAUCACACGAUACCGGUAGCUCCAUCUCCGAAACGACCGCGAAAAACCCGUAAAGUUAACUGUAAGAAUAAUGGAAACGACGCCAUUUUUAUUCCGUUUCGUUUUGGUUGAAAAAUGGCGUUCAUAUCCUUACUGAGUUACCGUGUGUGUUCAGUUAUUUGGUGUUGUAACGCUAGGUGUCAGCACGUUACAUUUAUUUUAAUAAAAUAUUUCGUAAUUUUGAAUCAAUUAAUUUUAAGGUACGAUUUGGGAUUUGAAAAAUAUUUAUUAUAUUAAAUAAUUUUUACUACCUAUUCAUAUUUUUUCAAUUAAUAGUAGAUACGAUGCCACGUCAAUAAGGUUCAUUUUCUUUUGUUUCCAAGAUGGCUUCUUAUGCUUGAAAAACUUUUAAAUCUGCAAUCUGUGUAAGCCCGUAGAAAAAAUAUUUUUAUAUAUUCAAACAUAUGAUAAAAACACCUUUUUUGAUAUAACAAAUUAGUUAUUUGAAUAAUUUCUAACCUUAUUUACGAAAUUUAUUUCUCCAUAUGUUCAAGUUAUAUUACGAGGGCUAUUCAGAAAGUAAGCGAAUAUCACUGGUGUUUUUUAGUACAUUUCGUACUAAAAUUAAACUGCACUUUCAUAAUUUUGUAAAUGUUUAAUCACUUAACUCACUGCAAUUAAUUAAUUAUUAUUAAAUUCGAAAAUUGAAUUAGAUAAAACUCAUUUAUCGUCUAGAGUGAUUAGUUUUCAAAAAUAUUGCGAUUCCAUGAAGUGCAAUUACGUAAAAUUUCAUCAUACAAGGUGUUAUCUAGGAAAGUUCACAAUUUAUCGAAUUUACAUAUCGUGCUGUGAAAAAAAAUACAAACGAAUUCUUCGAAAGACUAAUAACAUUCGAAUAAAAAAUUUUGUAUUAAAUCAGGCUGUCCGAUUUUAGACGUUUUGGCUUAAAUUUGGGUAAACAACAGUUUUAAAUUGCUCUUAUCACCUACCCCCUGUAUUAAUAUACUUAUAUAUCAUGUAUGAACAUCCACUACACCAACACUCACAUUUACACUGCUUAAAACGCGUUUCGAUAACCAACUUGGUAUUCUGAAGAUGACAACUUGAUAAACAAAACGCGUUUUAAACAGUUUAAUUGUGAAUGUUGGUGUAGUGUAAACAGUGUGUUAGUAUGAACGUAACCAAACGGUUAUGUCAUAAUGAAUAAAUAUUGUUUUCAGUUUUCAUAACCUCAAUUUACAUCUCAUUAGUUUUCUAACUGUCCCAUAUCGAAAUUAAGUACUUAAUAAGUUUUAUUUUAUGACGUUUUUCUCUUCCGUCUAAAAUCGGAUACCUUCUAAUUUUGUAUAUUAGUAAUUUUUUGGAAAAAAAAUUAUAUUUUUUCAUAUGCCAUAUAUAGAUAUUUAUAUACGUGUAGGUUAGUUUAAGAUAUGACGUAGUACGACACCAUUGUUUUUUUCUUUUGUAAGUAACAAAUUCAAAAUUUGUAAUUUUAUAUAUAUUUAUAAUUUUGUACAAUACAGGGGGUAUAUAGAAAAAAAGCAGCUCGAACUUUUGUGAUACCCCCUGUAAUGAUAAAUUUAUUAAUUCCUGGUUAUUUUUUGAAUUAUAUGUAUAUUUUUUUAUCAAAAUUAUGAAAACAUUAUUUAUUUUUGGCGUGUUUUAUUAUCAGUUUUUAAUUUUUUAAUUUUAUUAAUAUUGCCACGUAAAAUAUAUUCAGAAUUUUAUUUCUCAUUGUUAAAAAAUUAAUUUCCUUAAAACAAUAUUACUAUAUUGUAAAAUUAACAUCAGUGCUUUGGUCAGUAGUAAAAAAAUAACCAUAACUUUAAAAAACUUGACGUGUUGUCUUAACGUAAUACAAGAUGGCGUCGGAUUAUUGACCUCGUUAGGGGAGAUAGGGGUCGAUACAAACAAAACUAUUUGCAGUUUCACUUUUGACAAAAUUUAUUUCACUUUUUUUUGUGAUUGGAUAUAGUUUCUCGAAAAAUGAUCUUAGAUAUACCACUUUCACGAGGCGUUCUGCUAAAGUUUGUAACAACGUAGGUUUUAACUGUAAUAACCACCAUAAUUUUGCAAAGAAUUUUAAUACAGACCGAAAUAGGUCGAAACGUCAAUUUUCACCUAUCUAUUUAAUCAAAAAAGACCUAAAAUCAAGUCCUUAUAUCAAGAAAAAGCUGUUAUUACGACUGAUAAAUUAAUUUACCCUAAAAAUGGCGUAAAAUGGGUUUUAAUCUAUACGGUUUACAUUUUUUCAUUCUUUACUUGUUCCAAAUUAUAGAAAAUUUCCUAUACCCUAAGAAUAUAGUCCAUACUAAACAAAAAAUCUUGCUUUUUCGAAAUUCUUCUCAAAUUUUUACCUCUAGUUUCAUCAGUUUUGAACCAGUUGUCAUUUUGACGAAUAUUGCGUUUUACUAGCCUCUUAUUUUAAUCAAAUUUCAUUCUGGAAACAAUAGCUUUAGCCUAAACACUUGUAAUUUUCAUUUCAUUCAGCCCCUUUCAUAUCAUCAAGAAUCCUGUGUAUUAUUGUAAUCUACACCGGUCUCCCCUACUAUUGCUCAAGGCGAUCAGGUGAUGAGAUAUUUUGAAUACAUUUUAUGUUGUCAAUUUUAGGAGAUAUUUUUCGUAGAGUGUUGAGUUAAUUGUAACAUUGGCGUCGACUACAGAAUAAUGAAAAAUAAGGGACACCUACGUUAAAUAAGAAAUACACCGUUUUUUUUGUUUUAAGUCAUGUUUUCGAAUUUAAAGUUAGGUUAGGAUUUACCUGAACUACCACGAGUAUCAGGGCUUAUAUAACGAUCUACCUCAAUUUUGUAAAGAUAUUAUUUUAUCACAUUAAUUAUAAGAUUUUAUUAUAGAGUGAAUAGUUUCCAUUUUCGUUUUUUUUUCGUAAAUGUACCUGAAAAGUGGACCAUUUUUGAAAGAAAUAUACAAGGUGAUCAUAUAUAGAACUACAAUUUGAAAUUUGGAUAUUACAUUAAUGGGAUAUCUAAAAUUGAUCAUUUUAAAUAGAAUCAGAUCUAGUAAAACUGUAUGGCCACCCUGUAUAUAUAAUACUUAAUAUAAUUUCCGUAAAGUAAGAAAUAGACAACAGUUUUUUAGUUAUAGUUUUUAUUUUUUAAUAUUUUCAACAAAUAUAUACUCCAUAUUUGUGGAAAAAAAUUAAGUUAAAAUUAUCACUUUUAUUAAUGUAUAUCUACCUCAUGUAACUUAUUUAUACUAUCUGAUAGACUGAUUUUUUUCAUCUCAGGAAUAUAACAAUGUCUUCGAGCCAAAUAACAAAGUUUUUAUUAUUCUAAAUAUACAUAAUAUAGGGUAGUUAAAAAA